Molecule: messenger RNA, 2330 nt
Organism: Nyctereutes procyonoides (raccoon dog)
Lineage: Eukaryota; Metazoa; Chordata; Mammalia; Carnivora; Canidae
Gene: ZNF572
Product: zinc finger protein 572
Exons: 3
Coding region: 136-1719 (527 amino acids)
Source: RefSeq, a predicted model, not a curated record
UUAGGACCCCGGGUUGGUGGGGUCAGAAGGAGCUGGGGGCUCCUUGCUCCGGGACGGCUGGGCCUGCUGGGGUGCUGGGCGCCUCGUGUGGCCCCCGGAACAGGUUUCUGAUCCCCACCUUGGCUGUGACCACUGAUGGAGCAAGAGCAAAAACUGUUGGUCUCAGAUUCUAGUGGCUUCCAGGAGAGGGAGAGUUUGAAAAGCCCUUUUACAGGAGGUGAAAGUAAGAAUAAUUUGGAAACUGUUCAACACCAUAACUCCAAGGCAGAGAAAGAGAAAGCCUCAAAAUGGUCUAAAGGAGAUGGUCUGCAAAAUUGUAAGCAUGAGGAUACAAAAGAAAUUCCAUUGACAUGGUCCCAAGGAAAUGAGAUCUGGUGUAAUGAUUCCCGUGAGAAUGAUGGCAAGUCAGAGAAUCAGGGAAAUUCUACAGGAAAAGAAGAAAAACCCAGUCACUGGGGAUGGGACCCAGGGGAACACUGCAGUGCCUCUGUCCAGCAGAAUUCAACCUUCAAAGACAAACCCUAUACAUGUUCUGAAUGUUGGAAAAGCUUCAACAACAGUUCCCAUUUGCGUAUUCACCAGAGGACCCACUCAGGAGAAAAACCUUAUAAAUGCUCUGAGUGUGGGAAAUGCUUCAGUAACAGCUCUCACCUGAUUCAACAUCUGCGAACACACACAGGAGAGAAGCCCUACCAGUGUGCUGAAUGUGGGAAAAGCUUCAGCAAUACCUCCCAUCUAAUUAUCCAUGAGAGGACUCACACGGGAGAGAAACCCUAUAAAUGUCCUGAGUGUGGAAAGAGCUUUAGUAGCAGCUCCCACCUUAUUCAGCACCACAGAUCACAUACUGGUGAAAAACCAUAUGAAUGUCCUGUUUGUGGGAAAUGCUUCAGCCACAGUUAUGUCCUGAUAGAACAUCAGAGGAUUCACACUGGAGAAAAACCUUAUAAGUGCCCUGACUGUGGAAAGAGUUUUAGUCAGAGUUCUAGCCUGAUUCGCCACCAGCGGACACACACAGGCGAGAAACCCUACAAAUGUUUUGAGUGUGGAAAAAGCUUUGGUUGUAAUUCGACUCUCAUAAAGCAUCAGCGAAUUCAUACUGGAGAAAAACCAUAUCAGUGUACAGAAUGCGGGAAGAGUUUCAGUCGAAGUUCCAACCUAAUCACACACCGGAAAACCCAUGCAGGAGGAAAGCCCUAUGAAAGUUCUGAAUAUGAAGAAAGUUUGAGUCAGAACUGUAGUGUGAUAGAAGACUGCAGAAUCCAGCCUGGGGAGAAGCCAUACAAAUGUUGCGAAUGUGGAAAGCGUUUUGGCCUCAGCUCCCAUCUUAUUAGACAUCAGAGAACACACACGGGAGAAAAACCUUACAGGUGUUCAGAGUGUUGGAAGACUUUUAGUCAGAGCUCCACCCUGGUGAUUCACCAAAGGACACACACAGGAGAGAGACCGUACAAGUGUCCUGAGUGUGGUGAGUGCUUCAGUCAGAGCUUUAAUCUUAUCAGGCACCGGAGAACUCACAUGGGAGAAAAACCUUACAAAUGCAGUGAUUGUGAGAAAUGCUUCAGCAGAAGUGCCUAUCUCAAUCAGCAUCGGAAAACUCACAUAGAAAAGUCUUUUGAGUCUCCUGAAGUUGAAGCUUUUCCUCAUGGGUGGACCUGGAAAAACUGUCCAGGGGAAAUAGCCCUCAUCUCUUUUUCGGUCCCAAACCCAUCUUCCUCUUGAGUCCCAAAGCCUGUUUAUUUAUUUAUUUUUUCCUUUUCUUACUGGACCAUUACAAUUAAGGUGUUGCUGCGAAGUUUCUUUGGUGUGUUUGCCAUAAUGUCUGAAAAAAGUUAACCUCCCAGGUUAGAGAAUGUGAAGGCCCUGGUCCCCUGUUCAUUACAUCUGCCCAGUGAGAGAUGCUGCCAACGAAUGAGAAGAAAUGUUUUUUGAUUAAGGUAAAAUUGGAAUAGCUUGAAAGGAAAAUAUAAAGAGAAUUCCUGGAAAUAAGGACAUCUGAGAGCUUGAAGCUGAGCUAGUCAUUGAAUUUCCCUAUUUCCUCUUGCCUGAUUGGGUGGCAAUAAUUUGUUACUGGCCUCAGGGAUUUAUCCAGAGAAAAAUUCUUUUUGAACAAUUAAUGUGAUUUCUUGGCUGUUUUGGUAGGUCUUAAGAAAAGACUCAGUUUUUUUAUUUUUUUAACGAUUUUAUUUAUUCACGAGAGACACAGAAAGGCAGAGACACAGGUAGAGGGAGAAGCAGGCUCCAUGCAGGGAGCCUACGUGGGGCUCGAUCCGGGUGUCCAGGAUUAUGCCCUGGGCUGAAGGUGGCGCUAAACUGCUGGGCCAUCCAGACUG